AUGGCUGAGCGCAUCCCGGAAAUCCUCCUCACCAAUCCGAGCAACCAAGACAGCGCUCCAUCACCUGCACAAUCGCCAGUCAAGGAAAACAAUGACCUUCGCUUUUCCAACAUUACAGACUCUCGGGCGGGAGCAGCAGCCGGACGUCCCGUGACGCCAGCCAGUAAAUCUGGCAGACCGGACUCUGCCAAUGGAUCUGCUCAGCCUUCCACCUCACCAUCUCGACGAUUCCGUCGACCUAGUACCAACGCUUCCUCCGUGAUCAGUAGCUCGACACAGUAUGGAGGAGCAGAGACCACCUCGCAAGAGGCCCAGGCGACCAUGGACCCGCUGUCUCAGCACCUCAUGAAGAGGACGAACGGCGUGAUGAGUGUGCCGUCUCCGAAUGGCAGACCGAAUAGCAGAGGUGGUAGUCCAAGCAAAGAUAGACCGAGUUCGAAGGAACCAAGCCCUGCGCCACCAGCACGCAACCUAGAACCACUCAGCCGCACCAGUACUUCAGAGACUGCAGUCAAGGAUCUUCGAAAGGGUGUCAAAGCCGUGUCAUUCUUGAGCAAGUUGAUGGGAGGUGCCAAGAAGCGAGGUCCGGCGGAAGCUAUAGCGGAGGAACAAGCACUGGAAGAGGACGAAGAUCGACCCGAGGGCACGGAGGCUCAAGUCUUUGCGCAGCCCGUAGACAAUAUUGGAUUCAGCCCACGACACCCACAACCACCUGGAUAUAUCAAAGUACGGUCGAAGAACAAGCAGAAACGCGAUUUCGAUCGACUGUUUCUGGCGCAAGAACUGGAGUCUCGGGAUGUGCCCAAGCUGGAAAGACGAUCUAGUAAGCUCGUGCGAAAAACAACGACAGUACCAGAUGGUAGCCGCACUGUAUGGGCGAUGGAGUUUAGUAAAGAUGGGAGGUAUUUGGCCACAGCCGGAGCAGACAAGAUUGUGCGAGUGUGGGCUGUGUUAUCGAGCUCUGACGAUCGCGGAAAGCAUGAGAAGCAAGAAGCAAUGGAUGAUCAGCCCAACGGUGCUGGAGCACAUCCUCAGCACGUCAGCGCACCUGUCUUUCACAGUCGACCAAUCAAGAAAUUUCGAGGGCAUACUAGUACUAUCCUGGAUCUGAGCUGGAGCAAAAACAACUUCCUGCUAUCAUCCUCGAUGGAUAAGACUGUUCGACUGUGGCAUACAAGUCGAGACGAGUGUCUUUGCACAUUUAAGCAUAACGACUUUGUACCGUCGAUCGCUUUCCAUCCUAAGGACGAUCGUUUCUUCCUUGCGGGCUCCCUGGACCACAAACUUCGACUGUGGAGUAUACCAGACAAGAGUGUCGCAUAUGCUGCUCAAGUACCGGACAUGAUCACGGCUGUGACCUUCACUCCUGAUGGAAAGUAUGCGAUGGCUGGCACAGUGGGUAGUGUUGUGAUGUUCUUCGAAACUGAAGGGUUGAAGUACAGCUCGCAGAUGCACGUUCGAUCCACACGUGGCCAGAAUGCGAAGGGCAGCAAGAUCACUAGUCUGCAUACUGCUCAUUCGCGUAAUGGCGAUGUCAAGCUGCUGGUUACUAGUAACGACUCACGGAUUCGGCUGUACAACUUCCGGGAUAAAAGUCUGGAGCUGAAGCUGAAGGGCAACGAGAACAACUGCAGUCAGAUCCGAGCUACGCUGAGUGAGUGCGGUCGAUAUGUCUCUUGUGGCAGCGAAGACCGACGCGCAUACAUUUGGUCGUUGCACUCCACAGAAAGCGAUCAGCGAGACAAGCGGCCGUUCGAGUCUUUCGAAGCACACAGCACGAUCACGACGGCUGUUUGUAUGGCUCCAGCCAAGACGAGGAGUCUUUUGAGCAAGUCCGACGAUCCCAUCUACGAUCUCUGUAAUCCGCCACCUAUCACACUUAUGAGCAGAGCCGAACGAGCAGAGUCCCAGGCAUCGUCACAACCUUCAAGCAUAAUCCACACACCAAUCGACCAGGACUCCAGAGCCAUGCAAUCGCCAGCGUAUUUGACCCGCAGUGGCCACCAGGACGGCAACAUCAUCGUCACGGCCGACUUCACAGGCAAGAUCAAGGUAUUCCGUCAAGACUGCGCAUGGAACAAGCGGAAGACAGACGACUGGGAUCGAGCAUCGAUGUUCAGCAAGCGUGCUGGUCGACCUGGUUCGCUUGCUACGAGAGCUAGUCAGCGUAGUCUGCGGGAGGGUAGACCGUCCGUUAGUACGCAGCCUUCGAGCGAGAGGAUAAUGACCUGGCGACAAGGAGUGGCUAGUACGCCUGCUCUUGCGAAUAAUGGUGCUAGAAGGAGUUCAAGCAAGCACACCAGCCGAAGUGGUAGUCCUGGGAAGUCGCUCGUCGAUGCUAAAGAUUUCACGGCGUCGAUUGGGACAGCUCAUACUAAUGGCGCUGCCAAGUCUAAAGAGACUGCAGGCACAUCACUAAAGCACUCCGAUACCAACCCUCUGCUCAUCUCGGGCGGUCAAUCAUACGCUUUCUAUGAUACGAACCAAUAUGUGGAAAACGCCGAACGACUUCGUCGUCUGCACGAGCAAAACCCAUCUUUGGCCCUGAGUCGUCAGAACACAACCGGCGGAGCGUCCGUCAACGGUGAACAUCACGAUCAUCAUCUCGCCGUACGACCGCCUCAUAAUCGUGAUGCUUCGUAUGUGAGUCGGCUGAGCAAUGAGAGAAGCAGCGGUAAUAGUACAGACGACGACGAAGAGGUAUUUGAAGAGGCGCGGGAAGGCAGACGAUUCGAGAGGGAUCGAAGGUGUGGGUUUUGUGGUUCGCGGUCGUUCAAGGUGGAGCAUUCGCCAACGAGGCCUUGUUGUUCUGGCUGUGGGAGGACUGCCGCUAUUGUUGCUUGA
This is a messenger RNA of Recurvomyces mirabilis, 2844 nucleotides long. RefSeq lists its product as uncharacterized. The record is from RefSeq and is a predicted model, not a curated record. Gene Ontology annotation, molecular function: protein binding. The transcript is spliced from 3 exons. The coding region runs from base 1 to 2844 and encodes 947 amino acids. NCBI's taxonomy places the organism in Eukaryota, Fungi, Ascomycota, Dothideomycetes, Mycosphaerellales, Teratosphaeriaceae.